AUGCCAUAUGGGUUUAAAACAACCAUCUUGAGGGAAUCGCGGGAAUUCACUCGAUUUGGCGAGAGUUCUCAGUUCUUGGCAAAGUGUCCAUUUUAUUCGAUUAUUACAAUGGCGAAUACUCUCAAACCAUAUCUUGACUGCAUUCGCACGACUCUUCGUGCCACUCUAGUCCUGCAAAAUUUCCCAUCCGAAGCGGUUGAGAGGCACAACAAACCUGAAGUCGAGUAUCCCUCAUCCAAGAAAUCUACAAUGAAGCCCAUUCUCAUAUGCCGAAACGACCGUGAGAAGUGCUUUAUUGAGCCGUCUAUUAAUUCUCUGCGCAUCAGCAUCAAGAUUAAGCAAGCCGAUGAAAUGGAAGUGGUUCUGUGCAGGAACUUCGCCCGCUUCCUGAUGCAGCGAUCGGAGCAAUUCACUGUCCUUCGUAGAAAACCUGUGUCUGGUUACGACAUCAGCUUCCUGAUCACCUUCUCGAUCCUCGAAGAUUACGAGCGGAAUUGAUUCAGAGAUCAGCGCAAUGAAGAUCGGCAUCAACUCCAGAGCGCGUAGUGUCGCUUCUCAGUACAUGAGAAGUUUUCUGUGUU
This is a messenger RNA of Blastocystis hominis, 581 nucleotides long. RefSeq lists its product as hypothetical. Gene Ontology annotation, biological process: actin filament polymerization; Arp2/3 complex-mediated actin nucleation. The transcript has 5 exons. Bases 1 to 498 code for a protein of 165 amino acids. The record is from RefSeq and is a predicted model, not a curated record. Gene Ontology annotation, molecular function: actin filament binding. Gene Ontology annotation, cellular component: actin cytoskeleton; Arp2/3 protein complex. Lineage: Eukaryota; Bigyra; Opalinata; Blastocystidae.